Messenger RNA from Meloidogyne enterolobii, 3102 nucleotides. The record is from the annotation of a GenBank genome assembly. NCBI's taxonomy places the organism in Eukaryota, Metazoa, Nematoda, Chromadorea, Rhabditida, Meloidogynidae.
AUGGAAUCUGAGGUACCUGUUGUUUCUACAACAUCUUCAGGCAAUUUAAUGGAUUCAAAAAUUGAAGUGGAAAAUGCUGAUGCGAAUAAUCUUGUUGAUGAAGGUGAUAAUAAUGCAAAUUCUAAUAAACAAAUGACUCAUGAUGAUAUAUCCAAUAAAACUGAGGCAAGCGAAGAGAAUGAUGGAGUUCAACUUAUUGAAGGACUGACAAAGCCUUCAUCUGCUUUGGAAAAAGUUGAUUUUGUUCGAGAUUCGCGUAAUCGCGUAAAACUUUAUGUUCUUUGUGAUCAACGUGCUUGGGAUGAUCGAGGUACAGGGCAUGUUGCAUGCCUUCCUUCGCCAGAAAGCAAUAAUACUUGGUGCAUUGUUGUUCGAUUGGAGUCUAAUGAACGCAAUGUAUUGGAAUCAAAAAUUUUACAAGAAACUACUUAUCAAAAACAGCAAGGCACUUUAAUCGUUUGGUCGGAGACAGAGUCGGUGGAUUUGGCAUUGAGUUUUCAGGAGAAAGCUGGUUGUACAGAAUUAUGGGAAAAAAUCUGUAAAAUACAAGGCAGAGACCCCGAUGCUGAAACUGAACUGGAAGAUAACGAAUGUGAUGAUCAGGAUGUUCCAAGCGACAGCAGCACUUCUGUUGUUUCUAAUGCUACAGGAGUUCCGCCAUGCAAUUUACAAAAUCUUGGCGAACUUGAGCAAGCUCUUUCAAAUUCAAUGUUUGCUAAUAGUCAACGUGAGAAAAUGGCCAAUGCAAUUCUUCAGAACAGUUAUAUACCAAAGCUUUGUGAAAUGUUUUCUAUCAGUGAGGAUUUGGAAAAUAAAGAAGCUCUUCAACAAAUGGCUUCUAUCGCAAAGAAUCUCUUUCUUCUUAAUAAUAAUGCUGUUUUGAAUGAACUUGUUGAAGACAAAUAUUUUAAGUUUGUAGAUUUUUCAUUUAAUAAAUUUAGAUUUAAUUUUUUACUUUUUUCAAAUAACAAAUUAAACAUUUACAGAAAUAUAGUCGGAAUGUUAGAAUAUGAUGUUUCAUCAUCAGAACCCAAAAUGCACAGGAACUUUCUUUGGGAGCGUUCUCGUUUUAGGGAAGUUUUGCCAAUCAGUUCUGAAGAGUUGAAAUCAAAGAUUCAUCAAACUUUUCGGCUUCAAUAUGUCCAGGAUGUUUGUCUUCCUGCGCCUUCUAUAUUUGAAGAAAAUCUUUUGACUGUUUUGAGCAGUCAUCUUUUCUUUAUGCGUGCAGAGAUUGUUAAUUCUCUUUUGAAUGACAAGAACUUGAUGCAAAAGCUCUUUGAAGGUCUUCGAAAUCCAGACAUCACCCCAGAUACACAAAGAGAUUUGACAAACUUUUUGAAGGAAUUCUGUUCUUUUGCACACUCUCUUCAACCCACUGGUCCACAAGGAAGAGAACAGUUUUUCAAAACUUUAAUGGCCAACAACGUCCUCGAGAUUAUUGAUCCUUGUAUUAGUAGCCCAUUAGCUUCAACACGAACAGCGACAGUAGAACUUCUAUCAAUAAUUGUGGAUUUCAAUGCGCAAAUAUUUCGUGAUUUUCUUGUUAGACAAUUUAGAAUUGUUCCUGAAUCUAAAAAUAGCUCUUUACUCAUUAACAAAUUGAUCAAUCAUAUGCUUAGCGAUAAAGAUCCCGAAUUUACUUCAGCCCAUCAAAUAGCUAAUGCAAUUCGAAUUUUGUUGGAUCCAGAGAGUAUUGUUUCGAAAGGAGAAAAGGGUGAAUUUUUACAAAUGUUUUAUAAACGAGCGAUGAAUACACUUUGCGCUCCAAUACACGAAAAUGCCAAAAAUGGACAUCCAAUUUCUGAUAGUUAUUACAUGGCAAAUAAAUUGACUCUUGUAAUCGAUUUGCUUUGCUUUUUUGUGGAACAUCACAGUUAUAACAUGCGUACUUAUGCCAUACAAAGAGGAAUGCUUCUUUCUAUUCUUGUCUAUUUAAAGAGCAAGCAUCAUUUUUUAGCACAUUGCGCUCUACGGUUACUUCGUCGAAUUAUUGGGUUAAAGGAUGAUAUUUAUUUUUGUCAUAUUUGUGAUAAAUCAAUUUUGGACCCUGUUGUUGAAUGCUUUGAAGCGAACGGAUCACGCUACAAUUUGCUCAACUCGUCUUUGAUUGAAUUAUUCGAAUAUAUUCGAACGGAAGAAAUUCGUCCACUUAUGCAAUAUGUAGUACAAAAACAUUGGGAAACUACAUUUAGUAAAGUUGAAUAUGUCCGGACUUUUUCUGUAAUGAAAACUCGUUGUGCACAAUUUGCUGAUACUUUUUCGUUCGAACGUGAUUCAGCUUCCAAAGAGAACACUGGCUUGGCUAUGACACCUCCACCUAAUUCACAGUGGAGAAAAGAACGUGAACACGAUGAUGAGGAGUUAUUCUUUAGUAAAGAAGAGGAGGACGAAAUGCCAGCACCGCAAUUACGUAAAUCUGGUAUGGAACCAAUGUUUCCAUCACUGGCCAACCGAAAACGCAAAGCUCUUGAUGAUGAAGAUAGCAUUUCGUCUGUCUUUGGAGGCAAUAUUACACCUCCGGCUGGUUCAAACGUGCGAAUAUCAAAAAUAAUGAUUCGAAUGAAUACGAAAGAAAUUACUCCUACUCCUCGCCAAUCUGUUGUUGUGCAACAACAGCUGCCUCAACAACAAGCAGUGGAUUCUACGGUUGAACCAGAUACAGACUUGCCGCCAUUCGACGAGCCAAAACCUCAUCAACAACAAUCUACGGCCAUAUCAACUACAACUUCUCCAACAACAGAUUCGUGCAGUACAGACAGUACAACCACAACAACUAGCUCUUCUUCACCACCUUCCUCAACUACACUCAAACGUCCCUUAGUUGAUUAUGAUCUCAGUGACGACGAUGAUGAUGACGGUGAAGGAAAUGGAAAAGAAUCAAAAUUAUCAAAAUCUUUGUCUCGGUCUCAAACAAAAAUAGUCGUUGGGGAAGAAAAACAGCCAAACAAAAUACUCAAAUUAUCGACAGACGAAACGCCGGAUUCGUCAAGAGAUGCUUCAUCUCCACCACCCGAUCCAGAACAAAAAGGUAGUGAUCGAAUGGGUGGAGGGGGAAGAGGAGGUGGAAAUGGACAACAACAAGAUAUUUCAACAUCAUCAUAA